This is a messenger RNA of Glycine soja, 1765 nucleotides long. RefSeq lists its product as uncharacterized. The record is from RefSeq and is a predicted model, not a curated record. Lineage: Eukaryota; Viridiplantae; Streptophyta; Magnoliopsida; Fabales; Fabaceae. The transcript has a single exon. The coding region runs from base 185 to 1096 and encodes 303 amino acids. Gene Ontology annotation, molecular function: protein binding.
ACUAUCCUUACAUCCAAAAAAGAGUUACAAUUAGUAGUUUACUAGUACACACCACACUACACAUUCAAGGCGCACCUUACUCUCUUUCACACACACUCACUCCUCUAUUUCUCUCUAUCCCUAAUUUCUCAAUUCCAAACCCUAUCCCUAAUUCUGCAUUUUGCAGAGACUUGAUUAUCCCGCAAUGGCAGAGAUUCAGCCGCCGGAGGGCCAAAUAAACGGUGGCGCCGGAACCCUAAUUCUUCACUCCUCGGAACCCUCCAUCGGAUCCAAGCGGCAGCGGCGGCCGAGCGUUCGAUUGGGCGACAUCGGUGGCGACCAGCCCUACGAUUCCCACGCGCGCCGCAACACGAAGCCGUGGAAACUCGCCUUCGACAACCACCACCACCACCACCGCAGCAAGGACAAGGACCCAGGUAAACCCUCCAAGACUCGUCCUUUAACGAACCUGAGCGAGUUUAACGAAACCCUAGAACCUUCCAACGACCGAGAACCGGGGAACAUCGACACCGUCGCAAUUGGCAGCUGGAAGGUCAAGGAGUCCAAAAAGAGAGGCUCAGUCGCCACCAAAAGGGUCAGAUCGAAUUGGGUUUCGCGAAUCGACGGCGGCGGCGAAGGAGAGGGAGAGAAGUAUAAUAACGAGGACGAAGAUGGGGAUGACGAUGAUGGGUAUCGGGAAUUUGAGGUGGAGAAUUCGGAGAGCCCUUUGAAGGAGCAAAGCCCUAUUCAUAGUAUGGAGAAUUUGGGGGUGGAUGGGCAUAGGAGGGUUUUUAAGGGUAGGGAAAGGGAGCAACAGCAACAUGAUGGGGUUGAGCUAUCUGUACCGUCUGAUACUGAUGUUAGGGAUUGGAAGUGUGGGGAUAGGAACAAUGAGAAUGGUGGUGGGAGGGUUAGGGGUGGUGAAGAUGGGGUUAGGGUUUGGCUUAAUGGAUUGGGGUUAGGGCGUUAUGCGCCGGUGUUUGAAGUGCAUGAGGUGGAUGAUGAGGUUUUGCCCUUGUUGACUCUAGAGGAUCUCAAGGAUAUGGGGAUUAGUGCUGUUGGGUCAAGGAGAAAAAUGUACACCGCAAUUCAGAAGCUUGGAAAGGGCUUCUCCUGAGCUGAGCGAGCUGAGCUUGUUUUUUGGUGAUGCUGCCAGAGGCCGGAUGUAGAUUCUCAGCUUUAGAGAAUUAAUCAGAUGCGUGUGUCUGAGCUGAACUGAGUUUUAGUAUGUUCUUCCGUGACUCUUUUUUGUUUAGGGUUGGAAACAUUAGGACCUCACAUGUUAUUAUUUGAGAAACAAACAUCCUUCUUGAAAUCCAGUCCAAGUAUAUAUAACUUCUUGAGUUGUUGUGUUUCGUAGAUAACUUGGAAGGGCAAUGCCAAGGAAAAAUAGACAUGGUAUAACUUGUUUGGAAAGUUUUUUCCUCAAAAGAAAAGGGGCAUGCUGUUUAAUUUCCUCAUUCUGUCUAUUGGAAAUAUGGCAACUAUAAAUUUUUCUGGUCUUGUUGCGAAAUUAUUGUGUACACCUUGUUUACACAAGUUGUGUAGGCUAAAACAAGCAGCAUUUUAUGUGUCAAUACUUUUGUUGUGUUACUUUUUUACAUUUAGUGAUAUAUGGUCAUAUAGUAACAAAUGUUAUUUGGUUUAGUUAUGUGGGGUACUAGGAUGUAGUGUUUUUUGAUGAGUUAUAAUGUCCAAAGAAUUGAUAUUUUCUCCCAAAAUUAAGCACUUCAUUUGGGUGCUAAUGUUCUAUUGUCGAGGUAAAUUAAUUAUUACAAUUUUUUAA